AUGUCACACAAUAGGGAUAAGGCCAGUGAUUUGGCUGAGCAAUUUAAAAGAGAGGGUCAUUUCGACAGAUUGAAAGAACAAAUUCUUUCGAGGAGUUUGGCAGAGCAGAAUGGUGAAACCGUGGUUCAAACAAUAAGAUCUGAAGUUUCAGCAAUUGUGAGGAAUAUGGUCUUAGAAGACGACAACUUACUAUUCAAAAAUAGGGGGUCUACCAGUGCUUUAAUAGAAUCCCAGUUAUUGAAGGAUGGCUACCAGAAACUGACCGAGAACGGUAAAGGUAUUAAGGUUGACGAGUACGUGAGUACAUCUUUGAGUGAUCCCGAACUACUCGAACAAGUUAAAGGUAAUUUAAUGACUAUUUUACAGAGUAAUGAGAAGGAAUGA
Molecule: messenger RNA, 384 nt
Organism: Zygotorulaspora mrakii
Lineage: Eukaryota; Fungi; Ascomycota; Saccharomycetes; Saccharomycetales; Saccharomycetaceae
Gene: SHG1
Product: Shg1p
Exons: 1
Coding region: 1-384 (127 amino acids)
Source: RefSeq, a predicted model, not a curated record